CACGACAAUGAGAGGGUGUGCGGCGAGGCGGAGGCGGCAACAGUGACCAGUCAAAAGAAGAAGAAGAGGAAGUAAGGUGAGUGUGAGCGAGCCUAGCACGGAGCCAUGGUGGACUACAGCAAGUGGAAGGACAUUGAGAUAUCAGACGAUGAGGAUGACACUCAUCCUAACAUUGACACACCGUCCCUGUUUCGAUGGCGGCACCAGGCCAGACUUGAGCGAAUGGCAGAGAAGGAGAAGGAGUUGGAGGUGGUAAAAGGAGAAAAACAAAAGUAUGAGAAAGAAGUCAAGGAGUUAAAGGAAAAGCUUACUAAGUCCAAAGAUUCUGGCAUGGAAGACAUGUCCAAACUGCAGCAGGCACUUUCUGAAUUGGAAAAGAAAGGAGAGAAUUUAGUUAAGAAACAGAAGGAAUUGGAAAAGAAAGAAAAGCUUGAGCCAUGGAAUGUUGACACCAUUAGCUGUGAUGGUUUUAGCAAGACAAUAAUCAAUCAUCCACCUUCAAGAAAGGAUGAGGACCUAUCAGAAGAAGAGAGAGAGAAGCGUAUGAAAGAGUUUGUUAAGAAAAAUGAAGCCAAUAUCAAGAAAUAUGGCAUGUACAGAAGCUUUGAUGAUUCUAGGCGAUUUCUAAUGGAACACCCGGAACUGGCUUGUGAAGACACUGCCAAUUAUCUGGUGGUGUGGUGCAUCAACCUGGAGAUGGAAGAGAAACAUGACCUUAUGAAACAUGUAGCCCACCAGACCAUCUGUAUGCAAUUCAUCUUGGAACUCGCCAAGCAGCUUGAGAGAGAUCCACGUUCCUGCAUAUCUGCAUUUUUCCACAGAAUCCAGCAGGCUGAAAUUGAGUACAAGACAGCUUUUACGGAUGAACUUGAAGCCUUCAAAGAUCGUAUCAGAAAACGUGCUGCUCAGAAACUAGAAGAGUUGAUGAAGGAGGCAGAGGAGGAGGAGCGGGAGCAAAGACUUGGUCCAGGUGGUCUUGAUCCUGUUGAGGUGAUGGAGACGCUGCCAGAGGAGUUAAAAGAAUGCUUCCUGAGUCAGGAUGUGGGACUGUUGCAGAAGACAAUAGAGAAAAUGGAUCCUGAAGAGGCAAAAUACCACAUGAAGAGAUGUGUUGACUCGGGGUUAUGGGUACCUAAUGCCAAUGAGAGUAGUAGUGCAGACAAAGAUGAAGCUCCAGCUGAGUAGAAUGCAGUUGUCUGCUACAUUUAUCUUGGGUAAUUUCCUCAUUAAGUGUGAAUGAUAUGAAAGUUGAUGUUGAGUGCAGAGAACAAUUAUAUGGCUUUUUUUUUUUUACAGAAGUGUGCAAUUGGAUUACUUUUAUAAUGUACAAAGUAAAUUUUUUGUCUACUUUAUUGAAAAAGUAAAAAUGUUUUGUGGAUGAGCGGGAUAAACUUAAUGCCAUGCAUCAGAAAUGACUGUCUUGAAUUUUUAUAAAGUUUAGAUUCAUGUGUAUGUAUGUGUCAUUGGCCCUGUUUCCCUUAGAGGUAGGGUCGGUCUGUAAUAAGGUACUCUGAAGUAGUUGAAGGUGACUCAGUUCUCAUACACAGCUUCUUGCACUACAGGAACAUUUGUUUUUGUUUUAUAACACAUUGUGGUACAUGGAGAACUUCACAGAUCCUACAUCUUGGGAAUUAUAUUAAAAGGCCAUGUGACCACUUUGCUUAACCAAUUUAACAAGGACGAUACAGAAUGCUUGACCUCCAACCUUGCAGUUAUUUCUGAAUGGGGCAGAAGGAACUUAUAGUCUAGCUCAGCUAAAUGUGCAGUUGUGUCUGCGCCCUCUGAGGAACAAGUGGGAGUACAGCAUUGCCAUGUUUUUAACUCCACGUUGGUUGCCUCUCUCCCUCUCUCUCGUGGCAUUACCGCCACGAGGAUUUGAAUGUAUUUUUUUCUUAUUUACGUCAGCUUAUUUUAACGUACAUUCCUUCACGAUAUAAUCUAAAUAUAAUUGUGAAACUACUUACACAUCCCAAAAUGAAAGGGAAACUCAAUGAUAAGUAUAGCAUUUUUUUUUUUAGCAACACUAAAAUAUGUAUGCCACGUUUCUUUAUAUGCUUAUAAAUAUCUUGUCCAUAAUGCGUUAACUGUUCUUUCAUACGUUAUAAUACUAAGACUAAAUGUGUAUGCAUAUUUGCUGAUCAUAUUUGCCUUGGUUUUACUUAUAUUAGAAAAUUUCUACAUCACGGGCUAGGAGACACGCGGCAAGGCUGUACAAGGGGACCCCCUACGCUGAACACCCCCACAACCGCACGUUUAGCCAAGCCAAACAAUAAUGCCCUUCAAUGCCUCAGAAACUCAAUUUGUCCACCUGUUAGCUUGAUGUAAUCUUCCAAACAGCUAUCCCCUAGUCCUUGAUAACACUCGUCCCCUUCUUCAAAAUACACAUUAUUGGCCUAUCCUUAACUCAAAAUCUUAACUGGAAAUUUUAUAUUUCCUCUCUUGCUAAAUCAGCUUCCAUGAGGUUAGCCAUACUGUAUUGUUUCCACCAAUUUCCCCCCUCAGAUGCUGUUCAUAUACUUGGGCCUUGGCUGCCCUUGUAUAGAGUAUGCAUCUUGUGUGGAAGGGGCUCCUUGCACAACCCUUUUGGGCAGAGUAGAGUCAAAGGUUCUUAAUCUCAUCAGCUCUCUUCCUCAUACUAAAGGUCUCUAACCUCUCUGCAGCAGCAUUCUCUCACUUUGUAUCUUCUAUUGAUAUUUUCAUGCUGACUGCUCUUCUAAACUUGAUAACUGCAUGCCUCCACACCUCCUGUGGCCCCACAUUACACUACUUUCUACUUUAACUCAUCUAUGUGCCAUCCAAAUUCUUAAUUUGAUAUACUUAUCAAAGGGAGAACCUUUACUACUGCAACCUGCUUUGACUAUAGUCAUUUGGAGUUAGAAGCUGAUCCCCAAAAAUUACGGUUACUUAGAGCACUUGCCACAGCCCUGCCUCUGUGGAAAGAGGAAUCAUCAGUGGGGGUUAUAGUAAAUAUAUGAAUGCAUCAUAAGAGGACAUUGAGAUACAUUGCUUCCUUGAUAAUGAAGGUUGAGGUUAGCAACUAUAUCUACCCUCAGUUUAUGUUUUUCCUGUCAUCGGUGCAAAUAAAAAAAAUAUGCUCACUUCAGCCCUGUCUGCAAAACUAGAUCACUCAUGGUGUGUGUGUGUGUGUACAGUAAAAUCUCACUUUAACAAACCACUUUGGGGAAAGUGGUUGAUGUUACAUUAAAAAGUCUGUUAUAUCCGAGGAAUCCAAACUUUUCACAUAUGGUGAACUUUGUUUGUUAUAUGAGCUGAAAGUUCGCUAUUUCUGUUCGCUACAUCUAUGUGUAUAAGAAAGUUUGUUCACUAUAUGAAAGAUGAGGCACAGAAGGAUGAUCAGGGUUGUUUACAGUCGGGCAGACAAAGUUAGACUGACUAGAUGCACCACCCAGUCGGCUUUGUUUCCUUCGGCACCAGCUGAUGUGCUUGUACAUGUUUGACCAGCCCACCACCAAACUGAACCCCACACUUAAUGAACUUGUUUGGUAAAUCUCUGCAUAUACCAGACUGGACCAAAAAGUUUUAAAGCUGAAAUUUGUUAUGUGAAUGUAUGUACAAGGGAGGGUUUACUGUGUGUGUGUGUGUGUGUAUAAUAUAUAUAUAUAUAUAUAUAUAUAUAUAUAUAUAUAUAUAUAUAUAUAUAUAUAUAUAUAUAUAUAUAUAUAUAUAUAUAUAUACAUACAUAUAAACUGAAUGUAACACGUGACCUCUGAUGUCUGGCACAUCAUGAUUUAGUGUGAUAUAAAGAAAGCCUUAAGUAUUCAUUAAUGAGUCACAUAAGCAUUUGCCUGCUGUGGGAACAUUGCAUCACCUCAAUACACAAAACAUUUUUCUGGUAAUGGAAUACAAGAUUAGUUUGAGGCCCAAUAGACCUCUUUCCACAUACCUUACAUGUAUGUAGCGCUUGUGCAUGUUUACACAUAAAUUACACUUGCACAGUGUUUCUUUUAAUUGUCAGCUUUGUCAGUCAUUAAAGUCUGGGAAAUUU
Eriocheir sinensis (Chinese mitten crab) is the source of this 4006-nucleotide messenger RNA. It is a transcript of the gene Cdc37, whose product is annotated as hsp90 co-chaperone Cdc37-like. Lineage: Eukaryota; Metazoa; Arthropoda; Malacostraca; Decapoda; Varunidae. The transcript has 7 exons. Gene Ontology annotation, cellular component: cytoplasm. The record is from RefSeq and is a predicted model, not a curated record. Gene Ontology annotation, biological process: protein folding; protein stabilization. Bases 106 to 1185 code for a protein of 359 amino acids. Gene Ontology annotation, molecular function: heat shock protein binding; protein-folding chaperone binding; protein kinase binding.